Molecule: messenger RNA, 597 nt
Organism: Fraxinus pennsylvanica
Lineage: Eukaryota; Viridiplantae; Streptophyta; Magnoliopsida; Lamiales; Oleaceae
Source: the annotation of a GenBank genome assembly
AUGGCUGGAAGGACGAUCGUGGGUGUCGUUACCGAAGUUCUUUACGAUGGUGGCUUUGUGGCUAUGAACCGCCAUCCGGAAGACCACUGCCUUGUUCGAUUUCAAAACUUCACCAUUUUUGUUGAGCUUUGUGUUUGUAGCAGCAUUGCUUCCGCCGCAAAGGCAGCUAAUGUGCAUUUUCAUGGUUUGAAUUUGAUCGAGUCCAAGGUUUACCUUUCGCCAAAGCUAUGGUAUUUGAGAGUGAGUGAGGGAAGCACAAGACAUUAUUUUGGGAGGCAAAGGCGCUCGAGCAUUGCGAAAGAAGGUGAAGAAAUGGCCCAGCUUUAUACGCUGGAUAAAAGGAGAUUGUUUUCGCACGUGUGCAGUGAGAUUAGCUUGAAGCUUUAUUUAUCUACGAAAGAAGAGGUUAAACAGGUGAUUAGUAGCGACGGCAGUAGUGGUGGAGUGGUGGUUUCUGGUGGCGCUGUUUCCAAGAAACAGGAAAAUAAUGCAGCAAGGUGCGAACUUGAUGGUGCCACAUCAGAUGGGUCAAGAAAGCAACAAAAUGGGACUGGGUUUUCAAAAUCAGACCCAGCCCGUCGAGCCAAGCCCAGGUGA